ACAGUGUUCAAGCAGGAGGUUGAAAUUGUUCUCACUGCUCAUCCCACUCAAAUUAACCAUCGUACCUUGCAAUAUAAACACCUUAAAAUUGCUCAUCUUUUGGAUUAUAAUGAUUGACCUGAUCUUAGCCCUGAAGAUCGAGAUAUGUGGAUUGAAGAUCUGGUGGGAGAGAAAACUUCAAUAUGGCAGACAGAUGAACUUAGGCGUUCAAAACCCACUCCAGUUGAUGAAGCUAGGGCAGCACACAGGAAAACCACUUCCAUUGACUUGCACUCCAAUAAAAUUUGGAUCUUGGAUGGGAGGUGAUAGAGACGGAAACCCAAAUGUGACAGCAAAGGUCACAAAAGAUGUUUCACUUCUGUCAAGAUGGAUGGCGAUUGACCUCUACAUUCGGGAAGUGGAUGGCCUAAGAUUUGAGCUAUCCAUGAACCAGUGCAGUGAUAAGUUGUCAGAACUGGCACAUGAAAUUCUAAAAGGCAUUGUCCUCUUGGCUUGGAAAUUCCUUUAAAAAUUAUCCUGACGUAUCUCUUUUGUGGCCUAAUUUUCAGUAGACAACCCAAUCACAAGGUAGAUCAAUUCAGUAGAUUUCCUAAUUUUCCAUUGAAUCCUAG
Messenger RNA from Glycine soja, 611 nucleotides. Its product is annotated as phosphoenolpyruvate carboxylase 4-like. The transcript is spliced from 7 exons. The record is from RefSeq and is a predicted model, not a curated record. Gene Ontology annotation, biological process: carbon fixation; tricarboxylic acid cycle. The coding region runs from base 110 to 508 and encodes 132 amino acids. NCBI's taxonomy places the organism in Eukaryota, Viridiplantae, Streptophyta, Magnoliopsida, Fabales, Fabaceae. Gene Ontology annotation, molecular function: phosphoenolpyruvate carboxylase activity. Gene Ontology annotation, cellular component: cytosol.